Messenger RNA from Argiope bruennichi, 1427 nucleotides. Its product is annotated as transcription factor IIIB 50 kDa subunit-like. The coding region runs from base 191 to 1330 and encodes 379 amino acids. The record is from RefSeq and is a predicted model, not a curated record. The transcript is spliced from 4 exons. NCBI's taxonomy places the organism in Eukaryota, Metazoa, Arthropoda, Arachnida, Araneae, Araneidae.
UUCCGGCUUGUCAAAUAAUGUAGAGAAAAAAAAUUUUGAAUGAUGCAUUUUUUAAUAUUGAAUUCAUUUUGCUAGAAUAAGAAGGUAGAUGCUUUAGGAUUUUGUUUAUCAUAACUGAUGGAAGUUUGCAAGCACCACAUUUAGGUAUUUUUGUUGUUAAUGCUUUGAAAGGUAUUCAAGUGAAAUUAAAAUGGAACCUGAAGUACCUUGCCAGCGUUGUGGUUAUAUGGAUUUUGAGGGUCAAGUUUGCAAAACUUGUGGAGCAGUUACAGAUGAAAUUUACUUUGGAAGUGAAUUCAAUGUUUUUGGUUCUGAGAAAAUGCCCAAAUUUAUUCCAUGGAAAGAUAAAAAGAAUUCACCUAGUCUUGAUUAUGGAUUGACAGUUUUAGAAAAUUUGUGCAUCAAAUAUGGAAUCUCUCCUAACAUGAAAGUUGAAAUAGAAGAUCUUCUGAAACAUAUUUGUUCAUCAAAAUCUUUUGCUAGGAAAGAAGAUUUUGGUAUUCUUGCAGGUUGUUGCUUAAUUCACAUAAAACAGAAACAUAAUCAGUAUGCUUCUUUAAGUGACUUAAGUGCUAAGAUACAAUGUCCUAUGAAAAAAGUUUAUAAGUUUUCCAAAGUAAUCAAAGAAUUUUGCAGUGAUCGGAAAAGUUCAGACUGCAAAGAACUUGUUGAUAUCUCUGAGGCAGCUCUUCAAAUAAGUACUUCUGAAAUGCUAGAAUCUACUGUUGCAAAGAUUUUUGCAUCUGUUGUAGAUAAUAAAGAUGAGUUUAUUACGAAAACAACAGCUUUGGUCAAAUUGGCACAUGAUUGUUGGUUAAUGUCAGGAAGGUCUCCUGAAGGUGUUAUCGCAGCAGCUGGAUAUCUGUGUUGGAAAAGUAUUUAUCCAGGUUUAAAGUCACUGACCGUGAAACAAUUCUGUUCAGACUUCUCAUUACCAUACACUAAAUCAUCUCCUAAAGUCUCGGAGAUAAAACACAUGCUACUUAAAUUAGGUAAGAACAUACCAUCUUGUUCUAAAAACUAUGUGAAUGAAAAGAAUAUUUUGUUUCACUUAAAUUAUAUCUUGGAAAACUCAAAAACCUUACGGAAUGAUCUGUUAACUGAUAUAUACAAGACUGAUGAAAUAGCUAGAAAAGAAUUUUCUAUGUAUAGAAGGGUUUCAACUGUUACGAAAGAAACUGAAGUUGUGGAUAUUGAAAGACGUUGUGACUUUCAACCAAAUUGGAAUAAACCAGAUGUUGAAAUAUCAGAUUCUGAAAUCUCUAAAUACAUUCGCUCAGAAAAAGAAGUAGAAUUGAUAAAAAAAAUAAAAGAGAAAUAUGAAUCAUGAACAUCAUUCUUAAUGUAUUUAUAAUUUAAUAAUUGUCUUUCAUUUUCUUUUGUAGUGAAACAGCUAGUCUGUUGUUUUUUUCUGAAUGUUAUGUUGU